Molecule: messenger RNA, 609 nt
Organism: Gregarina niphandrodes
Lineage: Eukaryota; Apicomplexa; Conoidasida; Eugregarinorida; Gregarinidae
Product: collagen triple helix protein
Exons: 1
Coding region: 1-609 (202 amino acids)
Source: RefSeq, a predicted model, not a curated record
AUGAAACUCCCAGACCCCGUCGAAGAGAAGCCGCUGGAACUGAAGCCUCCAGCAGUGUGGUCGCUCAAACCGGCGGUUGGCAACGUCGGCAGAGUUGGCAACGUCGGCAGAGUUGGCAACGUCGGCAGAGUGGGUAAUGUCGGCAGAGUGGGCAUGGUCGGCAUAGUCGACAGACCUGGGAGAUUCGGCAGAUUCGGCAGAUUGGGGAGGUUUGGCAGAUUGGGGAGGUUUGGCAGGUGCGGCAGGUUCGGCAUACCUGGUAGAUUCGGGAGCGCUGUCGAUCCCGAACGCAUGGUCGGGCCACUGAAUGCCGUCGAGCCCGAACUCAUGGUCGGGGCGCUCGACAUUGUCGUUGGGGCGCUUGACAUUGUCGUCGGGGCGCUCGACAUUGUGGUCGGGACGCUUGACAUUGUCGUUGGGACGCUCGACAUUGUCGAGCCUGAGCUCAUGGUCGGUGCGCUGGGCGUGGUGGAGGCCGAACCAGUGGAUGCGCUGCUGAAGACUGGCAAGGAACUUCGUGAAGCGGUCGGAAGGCUAUCAGCUGGUGUAGAAUUUGUGAGUCCCGCUGAGCUCGGAAUGCCCCCGCUGGUUGUCACUGGGAACGAAUAG